UGAAGGAAAUGUGUGCGAGCGACGGAAUCCUUAAAAGCCCAGUUUAUAGAGCUUUUGAUUUCUUAGGGGUGAGAGUGGGCGAAAGAUCCUAAUAUCGGUUGACAUAAUGGGUGUAAUGUGUCAUGUAGCAGUCCAGCAGGUGGCAGUGUUGUGUAACUAGAAAAAAAUCACAAUUGAAGGAUAUUGCCAUGCCAGUGAUCUGAAGGAAUAAUGUUACCAUCAUGUCUGUGCAUACUUUGCUGUGCGAGAGGAUUACUAUAGCCGAGGAGCUCAUCAAGAGGGCAGCAGCCCUUUCUGGAUCCCGAAAAGAUGGCCUAGCAGGGGGAUCAAAACUGUGCAGCAAACUAAAGGCAGAGUUAAAAUUUUUGCACAAGGUGGAAACUGGUAAAGUAGCCAUCAAAGAAUCUCAUCUGCAGAGUACGAAUCUCACUCACUUGCAAGCCAUCAUCGAGUCAGCUGAGAACUUGGAGGAGGUUGUUGGUGUUCUCCAUGUCUUUACUUAUGAGGACAAAUUUGGUGAGAAACAAAGCCUGGUGGUGGAUGUAGUUGCAAACAGUGGCCAUACCUGGGUGAAAGCAGUUGGUCGAAAGGCUGAAGCCCUGCACAACAUUUGGUUGGGCAGGGGCCAGUAUGGUGACAAAAGCAUCAUUGAGCAAGCGGAGGAUUUCCUGCAAGCAAGCUGCCAGCAACCAGUGCAGUACAGUAACCCACACAUUAUCUUUGCUUUCUACAAUGGUGUGUCCUGCCCAAUGGCCCAGAGGCUGCAAAAGAUGGGCAUAUCUGUGCGGGGAGACAUUGUUGCUGUGAAUGCGUUCACGGAGUAUGCUAGUGAAGACCUCCACCUGAGUUCUGAUGAAUCUGAUGAAGGAGGCGAGCACCUUCAGGUGACUGAAGUGGAUCGGGACAAGCUAAUAGCAAGCAUUGCUUUUCCAACAGAAGUCAGAGUAGACAUGUGCAAUAGGGUGAACUUGGAUAUUACUACUCUGAUUACAUAUGUCUCUGCCCUUAGCUAUGGGGGCUGUUAUUUCAUCUUCAAGGAGAAAGUCUUAUCGGAGCAGGCACUGCAGGAGAGAGAAGAGAGUGUUCUUCCACUACUGGAGGAGUUCAUGAAGGGAAAGGAGCUGUUCGCUUGUGAAUCUGCAGUCAAAGACUUUCAAGUCAUUUUAGAAACUCUAGGGGGGCCUGGUGAGAAAAGUCGAGCCACGGUAUUCAUGGAGAGAAUCCACGUGGUAGCGGACCAGCCCUCUGAGCGUGCCUUAACACUAGUGCCCAGUUCCAAAAUCAAUAGCCGUUCUGUGACCAUCUUUGGGACAGGAGAUGCUUUAAAAGCCAUCACCAUGACUGCAAACAGUGGAUUUGUUAGGGCAGCAGCUAACCAGGGUGUUAGAUUUAGCGUGUUUGUUCAUCAGCCGAGGGCGCUGACCGAAAGUAAAGAGGCUUCUGCCACACCUUUACCAAAGCAUUGAGCUGGGUCCUAAUAGUUUAAAACCAGGUCUGCACAGUCAUUAAAAUAAUGGAACCAGUGGGUUGAUCUUACCAAAUAAUUGUUUGUUUACACGGCCUGUAGUAGAAGCAAUUUCAGAAACAAAGCUUUAAAAAAAUAUGUGGAGACAAUCUAUCCAAAGGGUAGAAAUAAUCCUGGUAAGGGACUUGGGACUGCCAACAAGGUAUUAGCAUUGUGUUGAAUCCCACUUUUCCCCAAUGGCAAUGUCUCGUGCAACUUGUCUUACGUGCUGGCAUCAUGCACUGUGCGGUUCCUUACUCAACAUCAUUGACAGGGAAAUGCACAGCAUAAUAAUCUUUGGCAUAAUCAUGUCAGUGCAUGUUGUAUUAAAGGAUGGAAACAACUGCACAUUGACCAUAGGCUCCGGCUUUGAUGGCAACCCUAAAUUCCUUGUAAAGUUUUAAUUCUGCCUUGGGGUUAGACACAUUUACCCCAUUGAAACAAGCUUCCUUGUGGGAUUGUAAAAAGGGCUCAGAUUUGGCUGGUUUGUGCCCCAGCCUUCACAUGUGGCAUGAGGGUCUGUGGUUUCCAGGAUCUGUCUUCAGACUGAAAAUACAUGGAAUGGAGAGUAUCGGUACAUGAGUUGGAAUAUGUGGCAGAAUGAGUCAAGGAUAUGAUCCAACCAGAGUUAAGCACUUUUAUGUCCCAUCGAUUUAAAUGUGAGUGUCUUAGGCACACACUAAACUCUCUCACAAAAACUGAUAAGUAUUUAAAAGAAACAUUUACGUGACUUGAUUGUAAACUUUAUCUUUUUGCGGAAUCAUUCUGGUUAUCUCUUCAGUGGCUCCAAAGUAAUAUAAGUUACUGGGGAUAAUUAUGCUGUUAGCAGAGUACAACAUAUCAUCAAAAUCUUACCAUUCAAACAGAACCGGUAUACGGAGUCUUAAUGCUUGGAGGCUGGCAUUUUAUGACUUCAGAUUUAACUGCCAUAAAGCUUACAAUGGCUGCGGGGGGGGGGGACUAUAUAUGGGAAUUAGUUAGUGCAAUAUGAAUAACAUGGCAACAACUGACAAGAUGCAAAUGGAUCAUAAUUUAGAAGCAAAUAGUUAGAAUAUUGAGGUCAUCCUUAUAAGUAGCGUUGGUGUGUUAGAGAAGUUAAAACUGAUGCUCUUACAUGGUUAUAUUUAGAAUGUUACCCUGAUCUGUUCCUAGUGCUCUAGGCCAAACAUAUAGUUUCACAUUCUAAAAAGGAAUUUUAACAAAAGGACCUUUCCUCUAAACAUUCUCCUGGCACCUGCACAACAUAUACAUGAAGUAAAUAAAUAUGCAAAAAGUUGGUGUUAAAACUGAAUGGCACACUGUCUCUUUCUGUGUGCCAUUCAGACAUAGAAAUGAGUGUUAAUGUUUAUUCAUCGUGGUCACCAGGGCAAUGUCUGCUGUGUUUUUUGUUUUUGUUUUAACUCUGAAUACAGUCCGGCAUUUCUUGUUUCCUUGACACAGACUGUAUAAGAAUACAAUGGUAUUUAUAAUACCCCUUUUGCCCCUAGGGCUCAAAGCAAGCUGGACAUUUUGCAAUACUUUGCCUUUGUUUGUCAGAGUGCAGAAAAACAGCAGAGCCUGACAAAAAAGGAUGUGGAGUAGAAGAAAUGGUAUUGUGUGGGGGAAGUCCUGGGCAGUGCUCAGCGCCUGCGCCUUUUAACUGUUGGAAGCCCUUGUUAGUGAUUUAGGCAGCAAUCCUGUGCACACUUACCUUGGAGUGCGCUCCAUUAAGCACAUAAACAUACAUGGGAUUGCCCAGUUGGAAAACAUCUGUAGAUCUUACCUACAUGUUAGCAAGCUGCUUGUGGUAGCCAUGAGGCCUAGAAACGUGUCCACACGUGGGUUCAUUCUUAGUAUAGCAAGUUGUGCUUUUUAAAUAGAAUACAUGGUGGCUGUGUGUCUACACAUUGAUGCCAAUCAUGGCUUCAGUUCUCUGCAAAGCUUCCUCUGGUACAGUAUUCAUUUGUUUAGUUGGCUAGUUCUGAGGACAGGGCUGAUGGUGGUAGCUAUAAGAGUCUUUUGGUUUCUUUUUCUUUCUUACGCUUACAUUCCACUUUUCCUCUAAACAGCUGAAGGUGGUGUACCCGGUUCUCCCCUCCCCAUUUGCUCCUCUCAACAAUCCUAUGAGAUUGCCUUUUGCAAAUAGGAGCUGGGGGAAACGUUGAAAUGUGUUCAGCUGUUCAUUCCCACAGAAGAUGCUGGAAUUUUAAGCAGCCUAAAUUUCUGCAGGUUAGAGGUAGAUUAAUGGUGAAGAGAGCUGGGUUUAGAGUGUGGAUAUAAAUCCCAGGUCUCCCUGGGAGUCUUCAGUAGAACCUGCACUCCACUAGAAAGGCCUAAUUCUCACUUCCCUUUCUUUGUCACUGAAAGCGCUGUCUGAUUUAUUCCAAGUACUCUUCACCACACAAAGGACAUGCAAAUAUUCUUUUCGAUGCAACCAGUUUUUGACACUUCUUUUGUGUGGCCAUUAUCCACUCAAGUCAAGGGCUUUUAAACCAAACCACUCUGUUUCUUCUGUAGAAACUUGACUUCCCACUCACUUUGGGAAAAGAGAAAAAUAGCUCUCUUUCUGCUAUUUUUAUUGCACAAUCAUAAAAGGCAUGUUCACAAAGGGUGCCUGGAGGCUCUUUGAUCAAGGCUUGGCCUAAUGGCUACACCUUUGUCUAUAAAGCUGGUACCAUGAUCAUGUCUAGCCCACAGACAUUCCACAAAGCAUUGCAUGAAAUGGUAUCAGGAUUUGGGUCUGAAGGUUUCUGAGCAAUUUUUGCCCCUUUCUCAUGUAUCUUGACUUAUUUUAUUUCUUUUCUUAUUUAUUGAUUAGAUUUAUAUCCCACCCUUUCUCCCUGUAGGAGCCCAGGGUGGCACAACAACUCACACAUGUAACACUGAAGUUUGCACCUCUGACUGGUGCCAUUUUCUGGCAGCAUUAAGAAGGGAUGGGCUUUGGUUUCUACUUGCAAAAAUAGCCGGUUUCUAGUACAUUACAUGCAACUGAAAGUUUAUGGCAGGGAAGUUGUGAUGUCAUUAUCAAGGCCAGAUCUCCUGUUUCUUUCAAAACUCUUGGGAAAAUAGCAUUGUCACAAUUUUUUAUCAUGCUACAGUGAUGGGGGAUGGGGAGAUGCUUGUCUUCUAAAUCAGGGAUGGCUAACUCUUGGCCUGGGGGUCUGAUCUGCCCACCACCACUACCAUGAAGUUAUUCUGGUCCUGCCUUGGUGGGGAUAGAAAUCACUCCCUCCCUGGUCAUAAUAUAAUCUAUAACUCCCACUGUCCUUGGAUCCCAUGCUUGCUAGGUCUGAUGAGUUGUAGUUCAGCAACAUCUGGAGGACCAAAGGUUUUCCACCCUGAGAUAAUCAUUUGAUGAAUGUGCUUAACCUUCCCUCCUCAGCUGAUCUGCAUGGCUCAGCUGAGAAGGCUGCUGUGUGUCCUGUGUAUGUGCAAGAAUAGGGAGGGGUUGGCCAAGGAUGGAAGUAGUCCUCAGGCCAAAAAUGUUAGCAACCCUGUGCUAAAUACUCUCUUGCUUCAGAUUUUUUAAAAGUUAAAAGUACCAGUGCAAUGUGUGUGGUGUGCGCGUGCAUGUCAGUGAGGGAAAACAACACAGAGAAGGUACUGCAAAUAAAAAUAAUUGUGGCAAUUUU
Rhineura floridana is the source of this 5115-nucleotide messenger RNA. RefSeq names its product chromosome 10 C7orf25 homolog (gene C10H7orf25). Bases 222 to 1466 code for a protein of 414 amino acids. NCBI's taxonomy places the organism in Eukaryota, Metazoa, Chordata, Lepidosauria, Squamata, Rhineuridae. The transcript has 3 exons. The record is from RefSeq and is a predicted model, not a curated record.